Messenger RNA from Nerophis lumbriciformis (worm pipefish), 1869 nucleotides. Lineage: Eukaryota; Metazoa; Chordata; Actinopteri; Syngnathiformes; Syngnathidae. The record is from RefSeq and is a predicted model, not a curated record.
AUGAGGAGCGCUGCAGGACGCUUGCUGCUGCUGCUGAUGCUCUGCCGACCGACGCGCAGCCAGUCGUCGUCAGGUCAAGCGGAGCCGCGCGCGGCCGACUCCUCGGACUCCGACCCGGGGUGGGAAGACGGCGUGCCGAAUCGCCUUCGUCGUCAACGUUUUGGACACCCUGACGGCGAGGUUCGCGUGGAGCACGCCGCCGUGGCCGCGCGACAUCUGGUCACGGUGCAGUUUCUCACGUUGGACGUUCGGCGCCUGAACACGGCUCUCCUCCGACGGUUUCGCGGCGGCGCGGCGGCGGCGCUGGGGGUUCCCGUCGGCCUGGUCCACAUUAACGCCCUCGAUGAAGAGAAGAACGGCGUGGAGAUUUUCGUGUCUUCGGAGCGGGCGGACGCCUCCGAGCCUUGGCCGGCGCGGGACGUGGUCCGAUCGCUGAACGUCGGGGUGCUCCGCCGUCGCCUGGCGCGCUUCGGGAUUACCGAAGUAUCCGUACAGAAGAACGUUCUGCAGGAGGCGCCACAGCAGCACGCGUGGGGUCAGGAAGCGUGGUACACCACCGUUCUCUUCCUCGCCAUCCUUAUAAUGGCCAUCGUCAGCUUAACGCUUCUAUUCGGGCCGAAGACGACUUCUAGCGGGCGUCUGAAAGCUACGCCCCCUCCCUUCGCCGCCAAGGUCACGUGUGCGCACGUGAGCCGCGACGAGUCGGCGGCGACGUUGACGUCGGUCACGGCCGCCGCCCUCCCGCCGCCGAGGCUCGCCUCUCCCCCCGAAGCGGACCCCGCCUCCUCGGCGGCCGUCGAGCCGGUGACGAGCGAGCCGAGGCCGCGCCCCUCCCCCUUCAGGAUGAAAACGCCGACGGGACUUCAAGAGAGACGCGGUUCCAACGUCUCGCUGGUUUUGGACGUGUCCGGCGCCGUCGCGGUCACGCCCCCAAGAGAGGAGGCGGCCGGCGAGUACCUGACGGCCGCCCGACGCCCACUCGCGCCUCAGCAACUGCGCCGCGCGGUCAGAGACGCGCGCGCGCUGCACGACGAGUUCUCGGAGAUUCCGAUGAACUUCACGGACGCGAAGCACGUGGACGUUCCCGACCACGGGAGCAAAAACCGAUACAAGACCAUCUUGCCCAGUGAGUCAGCGAGUCGCUCUGAGGGAUUGGCGCCCGAUGUCCCGCGCUCUGCUCGUCUCCUCGUAGAUCCUGGUUCCAGAGUGGUGCUGCGGACCGGAAGAAAGGACGACCCGCUGGGCUCCUACAUCAACGCCAACUACAUCCGGGGUUACCGGGGUGACGAGAAGGCCUUCAUCGCCACGCAGGGCCCGAUGGCCAACACGGUGGACGAUUUCUGGCUGAUGGCGUGGCAGGAAGCGGCGCCCGCCAUCGUCAUGAUCACCAAGCUUAAGGAGAAGAGCGAGAAGUGCGUCCUCUACUGGCCCGAGAAGCGCGGCGUUUUCGGCCGGGUGGAGGUGGAGGUCGAAGCCGCGCGGGAGUGUCAGCACUACACCGCCAGAGGCGUCACGCUCAAGCGCGGGGACACGCGCCGCACGCUGCGUCACUUCUGGUUCACGGCGUGGCCCGACCACAAGACGCCCUCGGCCACUGUGCCGCUGCUACGGCUGAUGGAGGACGUGGAGGCGGCGCGGCGGGCGGCGCCGCGGGCCGGGCCCGUCAUCGUACACUGCAGCGCGGGGAUCGGGCGCACGGGCUGCUUCAUCGCCGCCAGCGUGGGCGCCCGGCAGCUGGCGGCCGAAGGCGCCGUGGACGUGCUGGCCAUCACCUGCCAGAUGCGACUGGACAGGGGCGGAAUGAUCCAGACGGCGGAGCAGUACGAGUUCGUCCAUCACGCGCUGAGCGCCUUGGCGGUCGGGAUCUGA